AUGGACAACUCCCCUACUUCUCUCUUUGACUCUUAUGAGCAGGACUUCAAACAAUUUAUCAUUCAAAUACGGGAGAAGUUAGAAGCAGACCAUGAUAAUGAUACUGAACAACGCAAAGCCGCCUUGCGACGGGUCGAAAUGAACUUGGAAGAAGCGGAUGAAAUGGUAUCGCAAAUGGACAUCGAAAUCCAAGGCAUACCACAGUCACUUCGCUCACAAUACCAAACCAGACUACGGGAGGCCAAACAGGAAUUAUCAAGAUACAAGGCCAUGUCGAAAGAUCUCAAUUCCAAACUCUCUCGUUCUUCCUUACUUUCUUCGUCUUCGCGUCCAGGGUCCUUCCCUACUUCGGAUGACCCUUAUGGCGGUGGUCCAACGAGCGACCGUACACGACUGUUGGCUGGAACGGCUUUACUUGAAGACGGUACCAAACGAUUACAGGAAUCUCAACGGACGGCGCUCGAAACGGAAGAACAAGGAGCUGAUAUCUUGAUGAACCUUAGGAUGCAGAGAGAACAGAUUGAGAACUCGCGGAAUACGCUGGAGAUCGCAAAUUCCUCUGUCAACCGAGCGUCAAAUACCUUGAAAGGAAUGAUUAGACGAAUGUAUCAACAACGAGUCGUUACUGGAGCUAUAAUCGCCAUCCUUGUCCUUCUCAUCGUCAUUGUAGUUUGGGGAAAGCUAAGUUGA
Molecule: messenger RNA, 690 nt
Organism: Marasmius oreades (fairy-ring Marasmius)
Lineage: Eukaryota; Fungi; Basidiomycota; Agaricomycetes; Agaricales; Marasmiaceae
Exons: 5
Coding region: 1-690 (229 amino acids)
Biological process (GO): vesicle fusion with Golgi apparatus; intracellular protein transport; retrograde transport, endosome to Golgi
Cellular component (GO): ER to Golgi transport vesicle membrane; Golgi apparatus; endoplasmic reticulum membrane
Molecular function (GO): SNARE binding; SNAP receptor activity
Source: RefSeq, a predicted model, not a curated record